UUUUCUUACCCGCCCUCGCAGCUUCAUACACCAAACGUGAACCGACAACCGGCCUGCACCUUUCAACUUUCCAAUCUCUCAUUCACUCUCCAUCUCUGGAACACUCCUCCUACUCGCCCCCUUCCAUCCCCACAUGCGAUAGUGUUGCAAAUCCACGCGAGACCCGGCGAGUAUGCGUAUAGCUCCUACUCUGGAGAGUAUAUGGCACACUUUUAACCAUUUCAAAUCGCAGAGUACGAAACGUCACCGCCCGGAAAAAAGCUCUUCUCACUCUCAGCUCCACAUUUAUUUUUGCUCCAAAUCAAACCCUAAUUUUUGGGGGCACUUGUAAGAAAGAUCCUUCUCUCCUUCGCAUGAGCUCUCCGCGGAUAUAGUUUGAAGAACACUCUUCUUGAAGAUAUUAGUUGAGAAGAAAUAUUUUCUUUUGUUGUUGCGGUCUAGCUAUAUCCCCUAAAGUUGAAAAGAAGAUUUUCGGGGAUUUCGUGUUCUUUGUAUAAAUGGCCAGUCUUGAAGAUAUUGUAGCGGCGACGAAAGUUGUUGCUGAGAAUUCUGACAACCUAAUGAGCAGUGUGUCAAAUGGUGGUGCAAGUGUUCCGGUUAAUGAGAUUGAUCUCCGGGAUGGUCUUGUUGGUUCUUCAGAUCGUGUGCUUGGGAGGGAUGAAAAGGUUCAAGAUGGCAGGGGGUCUUGCAAGGAUAAUGGUGGAAAUGGUGAUGAGAAAUUUAAUGUAAUUGAAAGAAACUGUACAUAUGCUUAUGUGAAUGGAGAUGAGAAAGGAUAUGGGAACGGUGAGAAGGUUGAGGAUUGUGACAAUAGGUUUUGUGUAGGGGAUUUUGUGUGGGGUAAAAUUAAGUGUCAUCCAUGGUGCCCUGGCCAGAUUUACGAUCCAAAAGAUGCCUCAGAUUUUGCUGUGAAGCAUAGCCAGGAGGGUCGUCUUCUUGUGGCCUUUUUUGGUGAUGGUUCUUGUUCGUGGUGCUUACCCUCACAGCUGGUACCCUUUGUGGAGAAUUUCAAAGAGAUGUCAAUGGAUAGUACUUCUAAGAGCUCUCUCAAUGCUGUACAGAGUGCCGUCAAUGAGAUUGGUAGGCUUCUGGAGUCCAAGAUGACAUGUAAGUGUGUACCGUUGGAGAAAAGAGAUGGCCUCGCCAGGCCUGUGGCGGCAAAUGCUGGAGUGAGAGCAGGAGUACUUGUGCCGGAGGUAGAUAUCCGUCGAUUUCCUAUCCCAGAAUAUGAGCCUGCUGACAUACUCGCAGAAUUGGUGCGCGUUUCCCGAGCUGUCCGCUUUGACAGUGUGUUUGAGCUUGCUGUCUUGAGAAGCUGGCUCUCUGCAUUCUAUCGAGCCAAAGGUGGUUAUAAGUUGCCAAUAUACCUGGAACCGCUUCAGAUUGAAGGCAUGGAAGACAAGAAUAAAAAUGUGGCUGUUGUAGCUGAUGAUUUUAGUGUUCCAAUUGAAGUCCCUAUCUUGAGACCUACGGAGGAUGACUUGAUCACUUCACCUACAGUUAACGCUGCAAAAUCCCAGGUCUCAUCAGAUGAUAAGAUAUAUCAUAGACGGAAGCAGAAAAGUGUUGCUGAGCUUAUGGGAGAAAAAACUACUGUCAAGUCCAAAAUUCGGAAGAAAGCUACAGUAAAAGAGGAAAAAGACUGUGGAAAGUCCACAUCCUCCUUGAAGAGGAAGAAGAAUAAUGAUAGAGAAGUAAUGGAAGGUGGUGAGGGCAGGCCUUCUUCUUUAACAGGGAAGAUUGGUAAGAAGAGACAGGCUGAAGUUUCUGAAUCUCCCAAAAUAGGAAAUGAUGAUACUGUUCUAACUGCAGAAAACAGUGCAGCUGCGGCUGUCAAUAGUGUAAAGAAAGGCAAACCAAAAGAAAUUGAAGUUGAUGUUAUUGAAAAUACUUCUGGAGCCAAAGAGGAAUUGGAUGAGGCAUCUACACCCAGGGAAAGGAAGAAAAGUAAGUACUUAUCUCCUCCUUAUACAAAUCCUAGUUGGUCAACAAUUGGAAAUUCGAGCUCCAAGGAAAGAGAAACUAAUAAAGUUACCAAGACAGAUAGGUUGGGAGAGCACGUAAUGAAGGCUUCUGGAGACCAUUGUACAUCACCACCUGUUUCCAGAUCUGUUGAUAAUGCAUCUGAAGGAGAAUUGCCUGACAGUGAGAUUAAAUCUGCUAAUAAUAGCCAUCCGACAGUGAAGAAUGAUAGUAAGAUGACUUUUGCCGUAACUGAUGUUGAUCUCCCUGUGAAUGAAUUGCUAUCAGAGGUCCAGCAUGCAGCUGUUGAUCCUCUUUACUUGAGCAAGGAGGGUGCUCUGGAUAUGAUUUGGGCAUUUGUUUCUGCACUCAGAAGCUCUACCUAUUUUCACGGAUCAGACUAUAAAUUAUAUCAGAAGUGCAAAACAGGUAGGAAAAGAAAAUCAAUGCCCUCUCGGCUGGGAAAUGAAGAAAAUGACCUUGCCCAAGAAAAUGCCAAAUCAAGUGACCGGAAAACUCCCAAAUCCGCUAAGACUGAAAGAAAGCCAGAAACAUCCAAGUCCAAGGAUGCUGCUGAGAAAUCUCGUGCCGAAAAAAAUGCAAAGAAACUAGAGGGAAAUUCUUCGUUGUGCCUUUCUCUGACAUUCAGACCCGGAUUUCCUUUGCCCUCAAAGGAAGAAAUUGUGAGGCUCUUUGGUGAGUUUGGGAGCCUGAAUGAGAAGGAAACCAAAUUGGUGACAGAUACCCGCUCAGUCCAGAUUGUCUACAUGAAGGCCGCUGAUGCAGAAGCAGCCUUUAGAUCAUCAGUAAGUCGCAGUCCAUUUGGUGUUGAGACUGUUGAUUAUCAGUUGCAGCAUCCUUCAUCUGACUCAAAGUCUCAUGAAUCUCAUCCAAAACUUUCUUUGUCUACCGACCGGGCCCCUCACAGGCAAGAUAUUUCCACACCACCAACGGGUGAUGUUAUGUUAGAUGUUAGAGUCAUCAUGCGAAAACUGGAGAUAAUGACUGCUAUUCUUGAAAAUUACCAUUCCAAAUUCUCACCCGAGGAGAAGUCCAGCUUGAAGGAUGAGAUGAAACGUCUCAUGGAGAGUGUAGAAACAGCGAGUGAGAAGGUACGAGUCAUGGCCGAGAGUACGUGAUCUUUGAAGAAGAUUGAGUAUUGUAUGGGGGGUGUGAGGCAAUCUACUGAUUCAUUUUCUUGGAGGUUCUUUGUAGUCAACUCUUAUAAGGACAGUUGCUAAUCCUUUUGCUUUCUUUAGGACUCCUGUAUGAUAGUAAUAGGACAAUUAAUCAGUCUUGUUAUAGUAGGCCUGACACUAGUGGAUCAGCCUAUUUUGGUUUUUGUAUUCCUUUAUCGGCUGCACAAUUCAACUCUUAAACCUCUGUGACGGUGGCCUGACAUUUUGUAGAAGCUGGGUCUUGGCCUGUUGAUGCGCCUUUCUGGAAAUUUUAACUGAAAAUAGACUAUCUUCUUAUUUGCGGAUG
Sesamum indicum (sesame) is the source of this 3447-nucleotide messenger RNA. NCBI's taxonomy places the organism in Eukaryota, Viridiplantae, Streptophyta, Magnoliopsida, Lamiales, Pedaliaceae. The record is from RefSeq and is a predicted model, not a curated record.